UUCUUGGCCAAUGCCCGCCCCCCUCAUCCUUUUCCUUCACCCCCGUCCUCCCUUUCUCUUACCGACGUUUAUGCCACGACUGAUGAUAAUCCCCGCCGACGUUCUUCUUUGGUUACUGGAUGUGGACGUGAUAGAAGUCAGUUAGUCGCGCCCCAGCUUGCGCCAAUGGAAGAUGCAGGCAAUAGCAAAGGUGCGGCACUCUCGCUGGACGGCAAUGACCGGCUCUCCGGGCGCAUGCGCUCGGGCAGCGCAAGCAGCGGACACAAGCGCAGCACCUCGGGCUCCUUGCUAUCUCGGCUAUCCUUUCUUCGAAUGAUUCAAGCGACCCAAAACACGGCCGAGCGAGGCCAUUCGGGCCUCGAGCGCGACGACGGCGACGAGCUCACCUCCGGCCUCCGGGGCGGGCGGGCGAUGUCGAAUGCGAUCCAGCAGCACCGGAGGACGCGACGAAGACGGGGCUCCCUACGCAAAACUGCCCUCUUGGGCACCCGGCUCGACUACCGAGACAAGAAAACUGCAAGGGUGCCAAGCGAUGUGUUGCGAGGGGACAGUGGUGGUAUCGAACAACAGCAGCAGCAGCAGCUGCUGCUGCGACCGGGAACGGGAACGGGACCGACCCCGACCCCCUUACCCUCUUCCUCCACCAGCCCGCGGAUGCUAUACCUGGCCGACACCGUGUCGCCCGACGGUACUGAAAAUACUCCACCUGGGACUCUCGCUCAAGCAGGAGAUGAGACGGAUGCAGCAUGGACGCUGAUGGAUGCACCGCAACGGGCCCGGACGGCCACGGCCGCGCCCCCGCCCGCGCAACGCCAGCCGAAGAACAACCUCCUCGGCGUCGGCGACGAGAUGACCACCGACGACGAAGAUAUCAUCUCCUUCCCGCGCUCCAACACCACCACCACCGCAUCACAUUCGUCCUCCCCGACCGGUCUCCGCCUCCCGGCUGCCUCGUCGACCUCCGAAUCGUACUAUGCGUUGCAGACGGAUCCGACGUACCGGGCGCUGCAUCGGGCCAAGUCCCCGCUGGCGACACACACUGUGGACAUGGCUACCAGCUCGCAGAUGGUCUGGGACUAUUCAGAGACCGAGUGGUGGGGGUGGAUCAUCCUGAUCGUGACGUGGUUGGUGUUCGUCGUGGGAAUGGGGAGCUGCUUUGGGGUUUGGAGCUGGGCGUGGGAUGUCGGGGAGACGCCGUACGCCCCCCCGGAGCUGGAGGACGAUCCUACCUUGCCUAUUGUCGGGUACUAUCCUGCUCUGAUCAUCUUGACGGCGGUCAUGUCCUGGGUGUGGGUGGUUGUCGCGUGGGUCGGGAUGAAGUACUUCAAGCAUGCGAACAUAUCUGGUGAAGACAUCUGAUGAUGUCGGUGACAGAAUGGCUUUCAUGAGCCGGGUUCUGGAGACUUCUCCGCUUUUCUGACCGGUUACACCUUGAUUAUACUCGAGCGGCUUAUUGAUCGCUCUGUACAUACAACAAUACGCUUUCGUAUUGAUAGUCUA
Messenger RNA from Aspergillus homomorphus CBS 101889, 1500 nucleotides. RefSeq names its product PIG-Y family protein. The transcript has a single exon. NCBI's taxonomy places the organism in Eukaryota, Fungi, Ascomycota, Eurotiomycetes, Eurotiales, Aspergillaceae. Bases 166 to 1359 code for a protein of 397 amino acids. The record is from RefSeq and is a predicted model, not a curated record.